GAAUUAAACUAGUUUUACAUUCAUUGUAGAACAAUUGGAUCUGGUCCAAUAUAUUUGCGGUUUGUUGUGCAACUCGACUAGGACGGACAAGUUCUUUGAACUGGAGAUGACCGUCCAUGACAGCGAACUGGACCAGUAUGGAGUCGUUCACAAUGCCAUGUAUGUUGUUUACAUCCACAAAGCUCGAGAGGAGAUGGCUGCGAGCAUUGGCUUCAGCAUGACCUCCAUAGCAAGCAGCGGCAACGCGAUGGCAGUCUUGGAACUGAACCUCAAGUACUUCAAGCCUCUACUACGAGGUGCCAAGUUCGUUGUCAAGGUGAGGCUCGUCCAGAUAAAGGGCACACGGAUACUCGUCGAUCACAUCAUCGAGACGCUGCCAAACCGUGAGCUUGUUUUGGAAGCGACGGCGACCGUCGUCUGCCUCAACAAGGACUACCGUCCCACCCGCGUCUUCCCGGAGAUGUCGUUCAAGCUGCGGCGCUUCUUCUCGUCCCAGGACGACGAGGGUGGAGACCAGCUUACAAGUUAUAAAGUGUUGUCGUAAAUUUCCUGUGCAUGGUGUUGUAGACACAAGAUGUUCAUCCUUGAACCUGUUAAGAAUUUCUGAACGAUGCUUUAUAGCCUGUAUAAAUUACUCUACCAUAAUAUUCUCAAUAAAAGUUUGGACGACAUCUGGGCAUGAACAGUAAAUUAAAAAAAAUUACAAUAUUCGAACAGAUGUGAAAUUUUUAGGCAUUCAAGAUGCUCAUGUGCGCAAGGUUGGAUGUCUAAAUAUUUCAUAUUUUCUGAAUUUUUACUGUUUUUCUGAAUGUACUGUUCACUGGAUGUAGAAGAGC
This is a messenger RNA of Triticum dicoccoides, 836 nucleotides long. RefSeq names its product acyl-acyl carrier protein thioesterase ATL4, chloroplastic-like. The record is from RefSeq and is a predicted model, not a curated record. The transcript is spliced from 4 exons. NCBI's taxonomy places the organism in Eukaryota, Viridiplantae, Streptophyta, Magnoliopsida, Poales, Poaceae. Gene Ontology annotation, cellular component: chloroplast. The coding region runs from base 107 to 544 and encodes 145 amino acids. Gene Ontology annotation, molecular function: fatty acyl-[ACP] hydrolase activity.